Molecule: messenger RNA, 2634 nt
Organism: Aspergillus ochraceoroseus IBT 24754
Lineage: Eukaryota; Fungi; Ascomycota; Eurotiomycetes; Eurotiales; Aspergillaceae
Product: putative HMG box transcriptional regulator
Exons: 5
Coding region: 1-2634 (877 amino acids)
Biological process (GO): anatomical structure morphogenesis; cell differentiation; negative regulation of transcription by RNA polymerase II
Molecular function (GO): RNA polymerase II cis-regulatory region sequence-specific DNA binding; DNA-binding transcription factor activity, RNA polymerase II-specific
Source: RefSeq, a predicted model, not a curated record
AUGAGGCUGUUUAGCAAGUUUCACAUCGUCUGUACUUUCACGGUAGUCAGCAUCCUGCUGUCCGCCUUGUAUUUAGGCUCCCAGCGUUUUUACUACCGCCGAGUCGGCGUACCCAAUCAACAGGCCUUGAAAUUUCAGCCGACGCAGUCAUUUGACCUCAGGCUGGUCGUAUUUGGAGAUUCGUGGAGCGACAACAAUGCCAAAGAAUUCCAGGCCAUCACCUUUGCAUGCCACCAAGAGAACCUUGCGCAGACCGCGAAGGCUCUAGAUGGAAGUUAUAUUGGCUCCGUGGUCGAUAAUGCCGAGCUUUCUAGUAGUACGUUGAGCCUGUACCGAGCCCCACUGGCGGAUUUUCGGGCCCAGGCCGCCCAGUGGCUAGCGGCGGAGGCAGAGAUCAUUGCCAAUAUGGAUGAGGAUGCUUUGCAUGAGCGGCGGAACCGCACCCUUGUUGUGGUCUCAUUUGGAGUUUGGGAUUUGUGGAAUGCGAUAGGCCAGGACUAUGACCAUGCGGCGGCGUCGAUCAACCACAGUAUUGAAGUAAUUAUGCAACAGCUGGAGUCGCUAGCGCAAAGCUGGGGCAAUGAUGAACUCAAGAUGAUUAUGACACUUGCCCCCGACGUGACUUUCUUGCCCGCCUUCCGACCUCUUGGAGAUCAGCGGGUCUCUCAGCACAAGUCCGCCGUUAGGCUGGUCGAAUAUUGGAACAGGCAGCUACGCACUUUGGCAGAAAAGUGGAAGAAAGCGACGGUCUACAUGUUUGACACAAACGCAUUCCUGGCCGACCUGAUUCGAGACCGACAACUCUACGAGGCAGGUAUGGAAGAAGAAGAAGAAGCCAACGGACUGGGUAAGAACCAAGACCCUGGCUGGAAGAAUGUCGAAGAUGUCUGUGUCGAAAACAGCGAGCAAUCAGUGGUGACAUCCGCGAUGAAGCCGUGCCCAAGUCCGGAAAAGUAUUUAUUCUGGAACCAGAUGCACCUUGGGCAAUCCGCACACCGACUUAUGGCUUUCAUCUUAUACCGACAGCAUUAUCAAGCAGCAGUGGUAGCACAAAAUCCAGGAUUGGCGAACCCAGAAAUAUCCAAGAUUAUCGGGGAGCAAUGGAGGAAACUUCCCCAGGCGACCAAGGAUGAGUGGAAAGCACUUGCGGAGGAGGAAAAAGCUCGACAUCAGCAACAAUAUCCAGAGUACCGCUAUCAGCCCCGUCGCUAUGGUCGUGAUGGGAAUUCCAGGAGUCUCAGUUCGGGUAUCAGCCAUAAUCCUCCUGGUUCAACUGCCUGCGCUCGAUGCGGUGGCCGUGUCAUGAAUCCACCCGCAUCUCCAGACACCGUCUUCCCUGCCAACGGUGCCCCCGCGAAUACUCGUACGGAAACAUUAACAUUUCGGAGCUACAGCUGCAGAGGAGAAACUGAUCGGGCCCCCAAACCCAUCAAGCUCGGGAGUAAUGGGGAAGCUCGUCCAGCUCGCCUACGCCAAUGGGAAGAGACUAUUCCCCAAUCCCCGGGCUCAAAGCGACGCCGAUUCAACCCUCAGAUGCCAUUCAAAACGGAUCUUCGGGACAAGAGCCCAGAGUCUCCAUACCCCGCAUCGCCAUACCCUCCACGCUCAGAGAGCCAAAAUGCACGAGGAAUCUCCCAAGUCCUCCAAGCAUCACGGGGAUUGCGACAUAUGAAGGAGCAGGCUGCUCCAGACCCAAGUCUGAAGCUUCCACCGCUCCAAACGCCCGCUUCCGCGUCCGGGUCGGUCACACCCAUCACUCCAUUCCCCCAGGAGGGGUCGAGCCUGGAGGCGACUGUCAUGACGAUUCCGUUUUUGAACAAAAUUAAGCUCCUCGCCAAGAUCUCCCCUCCUCUGCCCCAUACGUUUCGUGAGGGGGAUCCUCGACGCCGCGGGGCUGUGAUCGCUGUAGAUGGACAGGAUCCUCUGCUCGUGAAGGCCACCCUAGAGUACUUAUACGCCGCCUUGCAGAAAGAAGGAAAGUUCAAUCCUCGCAUAUUUGAAGGGCCUGAAAUUCAACCCCGAGAGAGCUACUCGGAGCCCGGGCAGAUGGGGGACGCUACCGUCGACUACCUCGACACCAUUUCCUCGUGGCAUCGCAUUUCCGACGAGAUUAAGAGCUUUGUCCAGUCAGGCUCGUCGCGGGCGUCGUUAGAACCCGCUUCAGGAAACGAGGCUGUCUCUCCCGGCGUCUCGCCCAGAACUAUUAUCCCCAAGACCGCCGAAAUGCGUAUCAGCUCCCCUACUCACUCGAGCGAGAAUGGAUCGGAGUCCGCUUCAUGUUUCACUGAGGCCACAAGCAUAGCCCCACUACCCGUGGCACUGGUCCCUCGGUACCAACUAACAACUGCGGAUGCUUUUUCUUGCUCAGUACCGAUCAACGAUGCCUAUACUCCCCUAGACCAUUGGCAGUGGAUGGCGUCGCUUUGGCGUGCCUGCGUCGGGCCCGACGUGACGGUCUACAUCCGGGAGUGUGAAAAGGCUGAAAUGGAGCGGUUUGCCGGGAACCCCGUAGAAAUCCGCCUGCGGGAUGCGCAAACCGUGGUCGUACGGAGACCCGCGAAUUCCCCGAAGGAGCUGGAAGAGAAGGUCCUCAAGCGCGUGGGGUUCGAGGUUGAGGACUAUCUUACCCAGUAG